AUGUCGGACAAAUUGACGAGGAUUGCCAUUGUCAACAGCGACAAGUGCAAGCCAAAAAAAUGCCGUCAAGAAUGCAAGAAAUCAUGCCCCGUCGUCCGAACAGGCAAACUUUGCAUUGAAGUUACCCCCGAGUCCAAAAUUGCGUAUAUUUCGGAAAUGCUGUGCAUUGGUUGCGGCAUCUGCCCCAAGAAAUGCCCAUUCGGGGCCAUUCACAUCAUCAACCUGCCCACAAAUCUUGAAACCCAAGUCACCCACCGAUAUUCGGCAAACAGCUUCAAGUUGCACAGACUGCCUAUGCCGCGGCCUGGUCAGGUUUUGGGAUUGGUGGGGACAAACGGUAUCGGAAAGAGUACGGCCUUGAAGAUUCUCAGUGGCAAGUUGAAACCCAACUUGGGUCGCUACGACAACCCACCAGACUGGGAAGAGAUUCUGAGAUACUUCCGUGGAUCUGAAUUGCAGAACUAUUUCACAAAGGUGCUCGAAGACAACCUCAAGGCCAUUGUCAAGCCACAAUAUGUGGAUCAACUACCGCGAGCCAUCAAGGGCCCCGUGAAGACGGUCAAGCCGCUCAUUGAAGCCAAGUCUGAAUUGGGCAAUCUCACCCACAUCAUGGACGUCUUGGAGCUGAAUGCUGUCUCUGACCGAGAGAUUGCUCUUCUCUCUGGUGGAGAGUUGCAGCGGUUUGCUAUCGCCCUUGUUUGCGUGCAAAGGGCGGAUGUGUACAUGUUUGAUGAACCUUCGUCAUACCUUGAUGUCAAACAACGUCUUAGCGCCGCCAGAACCAUUCGCGAACUUCUCCGACCCGACGACUAUGUCAUUGUUGUCGAACACGAUCUGUCAGUCCUCGACUACCUCUCCGAUUUCAUCUGCGUUCUCUACGGUAGACCUGCUGUGUAUGGAGUGGUGACUCUUCCUGCCUCGGUUCGGGAAGGCAUCAACAUCUUCCUCGACGGCAAUAUCCCCACUGAGAACUUGCGCUUCCGUGAGGAAAGUCUGACCUUCCGCAUCGCCGAAGCUGGUGAGGACUAUAUGGUCGACAAGGCCCGUGCCUUUGAGUACCCCUCCAUGGAAAAGACCCUCGGAUCUUUUCACCUGAAGAUCGAAAAGGGCAGGUUCACCGAUUCGGAGAUCAUUGUCAUGAUGGGAGAAAAUGGUACAGGCAAAACAACCUUCUGUAAAAUGCUCGCUGGCGUGGAGAAGCCCGACGGCACUCAGAAGGUCCCUGCCAUGAACAUUUCGAUGAAACCUCAAAAGAUCACUCCGAAGUUCCAGGGUACUGUCCGCCAGCUCUUCUUCAAGCGCAUCAAGGCGUCCUUCCUAAGCCCGCAGUUCCAGACAGAUGUAUACAAGCCACUUAAGAUCGACGACUUUAUCGACCAGGAAGUGCAGAACCUGUCUGGUGGUGAGUUGCAGCGUGUGGCUAUUGUUUUGGCACUCGGCCUCCCAGCAGACAUCUACUUGAUCGACGAACCAUCCGCGUACCUAGAUUCUGAGCAACGUAUCAUAGCGGCGCGCGUGAUCAAGCGUUUCAUCAUGCACAGCAAGAAGACUGCCUUCAUUGUCGAACACGAUUUCAUCAUGGCCACCUACCUUGCCGACCGUGUGAUCGUGUUUGACGGCAAACCAUCUGUGGACGCCCGUGCCAACACACCCGAAUCCCUACUGACUGGCUGCAAUAAGUUCCUCAAGAAUUUGGAUGUCACCUUCCGUCGGGACCCUAACUCGUACCGUCCGCGUAUCAACAAGUACCAGUCCCAAUUGGACCAAGAGCAGAAACUAUCCGGGAACUACUUUUUCCUGGAGGAAUCGAGUUGA
Molecule: messenger RNA, 1815 nt
Organism: Fonsecaea pedrosoi CBS 271.37
Lineage: Eukaryota; Fungi; Ascomycota; Eurotiomycetes; Chaetothyriales; Herpotrichiellaceae
Product: translation initiation factor RLI1
Exons: 6
Coding region: 1-1815 (604 amino acids)
Biological process (GO): translational initiation; translational termination; ribosomal subunit export from nucleus
Molecular function (GO): ATP hydrolysis activity; ATP binding; ribosomal small subunit binding
Source: RefSeq, a predicted model, not a curated record